Molecule: messenger RNA, 1444 nt
Organism: Nyctereutes procyonoides (raccoon dog)
Lineage: Eukaryota; Metazoa; Chordata; Mammalia; Carnivora; Canidae
Gene: ABHD12B
Product: abhydrolase domain containing 12B
Exons: 13
Coding region: 73-1119 (348 amino acids)
Biological process (GO): phosphatidylserine catabolic process; monoacylglycerol catabolic process
Cellular component (GO): endoplasmic reticulum membrane
Molecular function (GO): phosphatidylcholine lysophospholipase A1 activity; monoacylglycerol lipase activity
Source: RefSeq, a predicted model, not a curated record
CGCGGGGGCGGCUGGGCUCGGGCUCCGCUCCGCUCGGGCUCCGCGGGGCGGCUCGGCUCGGCGCGGCGCGGGAUGGACGCGGACGCGCAGGGCUGCGUGGCCUCCUGGUGGGACAUGGUGGUGCGGAACCUGCGAUCUUUUCCACAUUCCUGUUCAACGCUUGGAAGAAAAAUUGCCUCUCUGUAUCACAGCUUUACCAGUAAACCAUUAAAAGAACACAUUUUUCCACCUCUGAUGAACAUGCUAAUAUUUUUUAAUUUUUUCAAAGCACCAUUCCUCGUGGAUUUAAAGAAACCAGAGUUAAAGAUUCCUCACACCGUGAACUUCUAUAUCAGAGUUGAACCUGGGGUGAUUCUGGGAAUCUGGCACACAGUUCCCAGCUGCCGGGGGAAAGAUGCUAAGGGGAAGGACUGUGGCUGGUAUGAAGCAGCCCUUCAUGAUGGCAAUCCAAUUAUUGUUUAUCUUCACGGCAGCGCGGAACACAGGGCAGCUCCUCACAGACUUGAGCUAGUCAAGGUGCUGAGUGAUGGUGGCUUUCAUGUCCUGUCUGUGGACUACAGAGGGUUUGGGGAUUCCACGGGUGAGCCCACAGAGGAGGGGCUGGCUUCAGAUGCCGUCUGUGUCUAUGAGUGGACCAAAGCAAGAAGUGGCACCACGCCUGUGUGUCUCUGGGGCCACUCUCUUGGUACAGGAGUUGCAACCAAUGCUGCAAAAGUACUAGAAGAGAAAGGAUUCCCAGUUGAUGCUAUUAUCCUAGAGGCUCCAUUUACCAACAUAUGGGUUGCAAGUAUCAAUUAUCCUUUGUUAAAGAUUUACCGGAAACUGCCAGGAUUUUUACGCACACUUAUGGAUGCCCUGAGAAAAGACAAAAUAGUCUUCCCUAAUGAUGAAAAUGUUAAAUGCCUGUCUUCUCCCCUUCUCAUCAUACAUGGUGAGGAUGACAACACGGUACCUUUGGAGUUUGGAAAAGAGCUCUAUGAAAUUGCACACAAUGCAUAUAGGAACAAAGAGAGGGUCAAGAUGGUGAUCUUUCCUUCUGGUUUCCAGCACAACUUCCUCUGUAGAAACCCUACACUACUAAAAACUGUGAGAGAUUUCCUGAGCAAGCAGUGGGCAUGAGGUCUGACAGUAACGGAAAUCUGCAGUGAAGACUUGGUCCAAACACCACCCAUGAUGCAUAUUUUUUAUGUAAAAUUGUACUGGGCUGCUUCGAUGAGCUGGAGUCACUGACAUUUCUACAAGUCACUUGCCAUCUUAGUAAGGGAAAGCAUGGAUGUUGGGCAUUAUUGAAAGUUCUCAUUUAGCUUAUCAUAGUCUACUUUGGAACAAAUGGAAACCUCACUGUAGAGUAUCAGAAUUUAGUAAAAUUUGGAUCCCAUUGAAAAAUGUGUGGUUACCAAACAUGCUAGGGACAUUUGUGAAUAAAGUCUUGGUUGGGUCUUAA